UAUCUUGUCUCGUCUUUUUUCCCACACAAAAACCACUCUUCUGUUAUCCAACCCCAAAAAUCAAUCAACAAUGCUUCUCACAUCCCAAUUCAAAUCUCUCACCCUCGCCAAUCCCUUCCUCCAUGGCGCCACCGCCCCCUUCAAGCCCGCCGCCGCCUCCAUCGCUCCGCCUCCCCCCUCCGUCGUCCCAGUCAUCAGGGCAAUGAGAACUCUGCAAGGCAGAGUGGUGUGCGCCACCAGCGACAAAACCGUGGCAGUGGAGGUCACGCGCCUUGCCCCACACCCCAAAUACAAGCGGCGCGUGAGGAAGAAGAAGAAGUACCAGGCACACGACCCAUUAAACCAGUUCAAAGUCGGCGACUUCGUCCAGCUCGAGAAGGGCCGCCCUGUCAGCAAGAACAAGACCUUCUGGGCCGUCCCCGUCCCCGCCCGCCCCUCCUUCAAGCCCAAGGCGGACGAGGAGGGGGCGCCGCCGCAGGGUCUCGGCAUUCCUUUGGAGUCGGAGUUGAACCAAGUUUGAAUUUUGUAUCGUGGGUUGUAAGGGUUUGUUUUUGUAAUUGCUAUUUGGGGAAUUACGGAGUACAAUUUUAAGUGAUUAUUGUGUUGAA
Molecule: messenger RNA, 608 nt
Organism: Salvia splendens (bonfire salvia)
Lineage: Eukaryota; Viridiplantae; Streptophyta; Magnoliopsida; Lamiales; Lamiaceae
Product: 30S ribosomal protein S17, chloroplastic
Exons: 1
Coding region: 71-520 (149 amino acids)
Biological process (GO): translation
Cellular component (GO): ribosome
Molecular function (GO): structural constituent of ribosome
Source: RefSeq, a predicted model, not a curated record